UUUAUUUUUCUCAAAACAAUAAAUGUUAAACUUAAAUUAAAGCCUUUUGAAUUAUUAGGUAAGUUUUCGUUGUCGGAUCAUGUUUAGUUUUAGCAAAAAUUAAACGUGGAUAUUGCAGAUGUGACAUCUUUUUCAUAAACCUCUCACAAAAGAAAUAUUUUUAAAAAAGUUUUAGUGGACCCGAAGAGUGUUUUUAAUUUUUUUUUCUUUUUAGGGUCAAGAAUUUUCUUUGUAUCUGUAAGACUUGGAUUUUGCAAUUGUUUUACUCUUUAAUGGGGUAUCAUUAAUGUCAUCCUCUGAAAUAAAUAAGCUGAAUUUGGGGGGGAAAUACUUGAAAAAUUGGAAGAACUGUACAAAACCAGAAUAUAUUUGUCCUCUUUUAUGUUCAGUAUUCAAACUCAAAAUUAUAGAGGGAGGGAAGGAAGGAAGGAAGGAAUAGUGGUCCAUUACGUUCGUACUUUUGAGGAGGCAGCCAUGAAUGAAUGAUCAUUUCCUGCAUUAAUUCUUGUGAAUUUUUUUUUUUUUUUUUUUUAACAUUUGAUUCUCUGCAAAUUCAAAGGGGUUUUUGAGACUUUUGAGUUUGUAAAUCAAAAGGGUCGAUUUCAUCAUAAUGACUUUGUUGGAGAGUGAAGAGAAAAGGAACCACAAUAACAUAGUCCUGGUUGGGGUAGGAUUUGAUGGCCAUGGUAAAGAGCUUCUGGAUUGGGCUCUUGUCAAAGUUGCUCAUCCUGGCGAUUCUGUUGUUGCCCUUCAUGUUUGUAGAAACUCAGAUUCCUCUUCAAAAGCUAAAGUCUUGAUGGAUGAUUAUCUUGAUGAUUAUCGAGGCAUCUGUCACCAAAAACAGGUUGGAAUUGCUGUGGAGAUUGUUAAAGGAAGUUCAAUCAGGAAACUUCUGGUCAGGGAGGCUAAAAACAGAGCAGCUGCUGCUGUAAUUGUCGGCAUAAACAAGAACAGUCCCCUGGGAUACACAGGAAAGGUUUCAAUUGCCAAGUACUGUGCCAAGAGACUGGCCUUAACUACUCAAGUCAUGGCUGUUCACAAUGGGAAAAUUAUCUAUCAGAAUUGCCCAAAAGACCCAAAUUUCUGUAAAGAUUAUCAUUCAGAAUUUGGUGACUCAGAGCUAUCAGUUUCAAUAUCAUCAGAUUUUGGAGGAAGGGUCAGUUAUUCAUCCAAAGACGAAGGUUUGGAGAGUAGCCCUUUUCAAAGGAGGAGGACACUCAGCGGGAUAUCCCUUCCGGUGGAGGAAUUCACGCAGCAGAAGCCCGGCUGGCCGCUGCUGCAAACGUCCGGUGAAAUGACUCAGUUGACGAAGGAAGCACGGAAGAUGUCCGUGGUUCAGUGGGUGAUGAAUUUGCCGAGCCGUUCCAGGCUGGAAAUCCCUCAGAAUUUCAGGUUCUGUGCAGAUGUUUCAAGUGAUUUGGAGCAUUUGCUUAAAGUCGUGGAAGAGUCAAAUGGCUGCAAGUUGUUCAGCUAUGAGACGCUGAGAAAUUCGACCAGUCAAUUUUGUUCAGAUAAUUUGAUCGGCAAAGGAGGAUGUAACAGCGUGUACAAAGGAAUUCUUGCAGACGGAAAAGCAGUAGCAAUUAAGGUCAUGAAUUCGUCCAAAAAAGCUUGGAAGGAAUUCACCCUUGAAAUCGACAUAAUGACGACGUUGAAGCACAAGAACAUCACUCGCCUGCUCGGGAUAUGCCUGGCUGAUGAACACUUAAUUUCUGUCCAUGAUUUUCUCCCAAAAGGGAGUUUGGAAGAUAAUUUACAUGGUAACAAUAGCAAUAAGGAUGAUAAUAACAGUUCUGUAUUGGGAUGGGAAGUAAGAUACAACAUAGCGAUUGGGAUUGCAGAAGGCUUAAAUUACCUACACAGUGAGUGUCCAAGGACAGUCAUCCACAGAGAUGUUAAGUCCUCAAAUAUUCUUCUCAAUGAUGAAUUUGAGCCACAGGUAGUGAAUCCCAUGUUGCACCCCUUUUGCUUGUUUUUUACUUGUGUUACUAAUAGUUGUUGUUUAGGAUUCUGCUUGUUUCACAAAAAGCAUAAUUUGUCAAAAGUUUCGAUAACACCUAAACGAAAUCAAUUUGUGAAUGUAGUUAUCAGAUUUUGGGCUGUCAAUAUGGGGACCAAGGCCAACAAAAACAACAGAGUCAUCUUCAUAUUACGUUAUGGACAGUGAUGUUGUGGGAACCUUUGGGUAUCUUGCACCUGAGUAUUUUAUGUAUGGCAAAGUUAGUCACAAAGUAGACGUAUAUUCUUACGGCGUAGUUCUGCUGGAAUUGCUUUCUGGUAGAAGAGCCAUUGGUUUUGAGAAGUCCAAAGGCCAAGAAGAAAGCCUAGUCAUUUGGGUAUAAAGCGAUCUUCCAUGAUUAAUUUACUCUUUUCCCCUGCACUACUUAUUCAGUAGAGUAGUUUCUCUGCAUAAUAGAUGGUAAUUGCUUACUAGCCAGCCUUUUCACUCUUCUUUCAGGCUAGACCAAAGUUGGAGAAUGGAGAUGUGAAUGGGAUAUUGGAUCCAAAACUUGGUAAAGAUGUUGAUGGUGUUCAAGUACAAAGAAUGGUUUGUGCAGCGAAACUGUGCCUUACACAAUCAGCUCGACGACGUCCUGAUAUAAGCCAGGUAUUAGCCCAAUGAAUGUUACUUCUGUUUUAUAAAUAAGGCAGGAGGGUAUAUUCCCUGUUGCUAGACUAAGGAUACUAAUCCUGAUUCCGUACCAUGAUCAUUUCUGAUGAACCGAUAGCGAGAAAAUGUCACAGUUUGCAUAUCUAGUGAAUGAUGAUGCCUUAAGAUUUGUUUUAGUUCUGACGAUGGGAAUGUUGGGGGUUGCAAUGCAGGUAUUAAAGAUCUUGACUGGAGAAAAAGUAUGGGAGCAGGGUGAAGGAUUAAGUAGAGAAAAAAAGCAAGAAGAAUAUGAGAAUGAUAAUUUUGAGGUUGAUGAUGAUGAAGUAUAUUUUGAUUCAGGUGCUGCAGAAUCCCAUUUGAGUACUGCUUUGAGUGAUGUUUUUGACAAUUCUGCAUCAUUUAGCAGCCAAGAUCAAAGCAGCCCACUUUCUGUUGAAGAUUACUUGAGAAGAAGAUGGAGCAGAUCUUCAUCCAACAUAAUUGACUAGUUUUUUCCCAACAAAAUUAUUCUUUUUUUUUUUUUCUAAAGGAAAAAGGGGGAGAGAGAGAGAGAGAGAGAGAGAGAGAGAGAGAGAGAAAGUAAAGAAAUAAGAAAUUAUUUUUUGGAUUUUCUUUAAUCUAUGUUUUUUAAGUCCUUAAUUUCUUGCACCCCGCAGAAUAUUUGAGUUGAGAGGUGUUUGAUAGGAGCUUAGUCUAGCUAAGUGUUUGUACAAAAAGAUUAAAGAAAAAUGAUUAUAUCAUUGUUAAAAAUCUCUAAUUUUUCUUUUUAUGGGUAAUAAAAGAUUAAACAAUUGAACAAAAUUUUCU
Molecule: messenger RNA, 3418 nt
Organism: Oldenlandia corymbosa var. corymbosa
Lineage: Eukaryota; Viridiplantae; Streptophyta; Magnoliopsida; Gentianales; Rubiaceae
Source: the annotation of a GenBank genome assembly